CCAAUUCAGUUAUCAUACACAGUCAUACCCAGCAAUGCACUUCAGUAUCCACUCUCGAUAACUGCGUUAGUAUCGAUUCUUCCCUCAUCCCACACGCCCGCAAACCCCGAUGGAUCCGUGUCCUUUUGUUCGGAUCCUCAUCGGAAACUUCGCCAUCACAUCUCCGGCAGGCUCAAAGCCUUCUUUUCCUGGCGAAGCACACCCCUCAAGUUCCCCUUACUUUUGCCGGAUUCAACUCAGGGACUUUGAUUCUCAUCAGCAUCAUCACUUGGCCACCGUUCCCAUCGUUUCGCCAAACACCGAGAACUACCCUCCCUCAGUUGCUGCUAUCUUCGAUUUGAGCAAGCUUCAGAUGGAGAAACUUAAGGCGACCAAGAGUCCAGUGAUGAAGAUUUCUGUUUACAAGUCUCGGCAAACUCCGUCGUGUGCAUUCGAUACAGCCAAAUUAUUGGGCAAAAUUUCUGUGCCGUUGGAUCUGACCAUGGCCGAAUUUCGAGCGUGCAUGUUUCAGAACGGCUGGGUUGCGCUCGACGGAAAAAACAGGGCAUCGUCAUCGGGGCAGUUAUUGCAUGUCACAGUUCGUGCCGAACCCGACCCGAGAUUCGUGUUCCGGUUCGACGGUGAACCUGAGUGCAGUCCUCAGGUGUUUCAAAUCCAAGGGAGCAUGAAGCAGCCCGUAUUUACUUGCAAAUUCAGUUUCAGAGAUCGCAGUGUGAGUUCAAGGUCAUCUAUUUCAGAGCCAAGCAAUUCAAAAACCUGGUUGCCCUCACUGACUUCUCAAAAAGACCAUUCAGCGGAGCGAAAGGGAUGGUCCAUCACAGUGCACGAUUUGUCCGGUUCACCCGUAGCGGCGGCGUCAAUGGUAACUCCAUUCGUCCCCUCGCCGGGGUCUCACCUGGUCAGCCGAUUCAAUCCCGGCGCGUGGCUGAUUCUCCGACCCGGUGGCAACGGCACGUGGAAGCCAUGGGGCCGCCUGGAAGCGUGGCGCGAAAAUAACAGCCCCAAUGCUGUCGGUUACCGUUUCGAAAUCCUGCGGGCCGUUGCAUCUCCGGUGAUGCUCGCGUCCUCCACCAUCAGCUCACGACAUGGCGGGAAAUUAAUCAUUGAUGUCACCUCCGGCGUCACGCCGAUGAACAGUCCAAACGGCAGCUGGGACUUGGGUUCUGGAUCAAGGUCCGGGUCUGGAUCAGGGUCGGAACUCGGGCUGGACCAGGAACUCUUGUACAGGGGUUUCGUAAUGUCGGCGACGGUGGGCGGUGAGGGCAAGUGUAGCAAACCGGAGGUGGAGGUCGGAGUGCAGCUGGUGAGCUGCACGGAGGAUGCUGCGGCGUUCGUGGCCUUGGCCGCAGCCAUGGAUUUGUGCAUGGACGCUUGCAAGUUGUUCUCACAGAAGCUCCGAAAGGAGUUGAGGCAGUAGCUUUAGGUGUCUGUCGUUUGAUUUGCGCGGACAAGAUCAACCUGUCGUUUCAAUGCCACAGUGUCGUUUAUUGCGAAGCACUUUAGUUGAGUAGUGAUUAGUGACUAAUUCUUUUUUAUAUAAAAUGCGACAUACAGUGUGAAAUGACCUGGCAGGAUGAGGUUUUUAAUUUUGUGUUUCUCGUGAUUGCAGUUCCCUUUUUUCGCUUACAGGUCGAGUUUUGUACUCUUGUAAAUUAAAAUGGGUUCGUACAGUAUUUAAAUUCAA
Messenger RNA from Prosopis cineraria, 1684 nucleotides. RefSeq lists its product as uncharacterized. Bases 110 to 1417 code for a protein of 435 amino acids. The transcript is spliced from 2 exons. The record is from RefSeq and is a predicted model, not a curated record. NCBI's taxonomy places the organism in Eukaryota, Viridiplantae, Streptophyta, Magnoliopsida, Fabales, Fabaceae.